Molecule: messenger RNA, 518 nt
Organism: Danio rerio (zebrafish)
Lineage: Eukaryota; Metazoa; Chordata; Actinopteri; Cypriniformes; Danionidae
Source: RefSeq, a predicted model, not a curated record
UAUAUAAAACCCAGUGCUUUUCAGUAGCAGUGUAUUAUUUGAUCAUCUUGGUCAAGAAGCAAUAUGCCUGAACCAGCCAAGACUGCACCCAAGAAGGGCUCCAAAAAGGCGGUGACUAAAACCGCCGGCAAAGGAGGAAAGAAGCGCAAGAGGACCAGGAAGGAGAGUUACGCCAUCUACGUAUACAAGGUGCUGAAGCAGGUCCAUCCUGAUACCGGAAUCUCCUCUAAAGCGAUGGGCAUCAUGAACUCGUUCGUCAACGACAUCUUCGAGCGCAUCGCCGGUGAGGCAUCUCGUCUCGCUCAUUACAACAAGCGCUCCACCAUUACAUCGAGAGAGAUCCAGACCGCCGUGCGUCUGCUGCUGCCCGGGGAACUGGCCAAACACGCCGUGUCUGAGGGCACAAAAGCCGUCACCAAGUACACCAGCUCCAAGUAAAGCGCGGAGACAACUUGUAUUACCCAAAGGCUCUUUUAAGAGCCACCCAUGUUUUCGUAUUGAGGGCUUUGUCUAAAUUA